AUGAUGCCGCCUGCAGCCGCAGGUGGCCACCCGCUCAUUGUCUCUCACGAUCUGCGGGUGGGCGACUUCUGCGUGGUGAGGUACAAUGUCGGGGGCCCCUUUCUGUACCACGAGCGGCUGGUCACCUACCUGCCGCUCGGAGCUGGGUUGACCGUCUCGGUCACCACUCCCGACGGCGACGAAUAUGAGGAGGUAUGGAGUAUGCCAGAUAUCGUCGAGUGGGAGCCACUGCCGAAUCGACAGCAAGGAGGCGUUCUACUGGGUCGGCCUGGAGCUCGGUACUACCGCUUCAGGGUUGGCGCGAUGCCGACCGUGGCGAGCCUCACGGCGGCGACCACGGCCGCCGCCGCCCGCCUCGGCCAGCCCGCGCCAGUGGGGCCCGUGGCGCCAGCUCUCGGCGGGCGUCUUGCCGAGCCGCCGGCGGGAGGUGCCUUGCCAGGCGCACCCGCAGCCGGAGGCGUUGGCGCACUGCCCGGCGCUGUGCCUGGCCCGCCAGCGGCGGGCGCCGCCGCCGCCCUCGGAGGCGUGGCCCCAGCGGCCCCGCCGGAGUUCUUGUCCCCGCCGCUCUUCCGCCGGCUGGCCCUGCCGCCGCCUGCGCCGCGGCCGGAUGCACGGACGCUCCCAGUGGUCUACGACAUGGUUGGCAACCGUCGACGAGAGUUUCGUGACGCGGUGCUGGCAUGCCGGGAGGACCAGUGGGAAGGGUGGCCGGUGCGCGGCCCCCGCACCAUCCACUGGGUCCUCCGGUACAUCGUUGACCACGGCGGGACUCCGACCGGGAUGCACUCCCGAUGGCGGAGCGAGGCUCGGCUCCAAGAGCACGAGCCAGGAGUGCAGGAGCAUGAACGGGCCUGCCGUGCGCUGGAGGAGCUGCUCUGUUUCGACCAGUGCAACGGGGCCAACUUGGCGGCCGCUGAGCUGCUGGCGCGCACCAUCCAGGUACAGCAGGAGCGUUACCGGGACAGGAGCGCGGGCGGCACGGCCAGCGGCAGCCACGACAACGUGGACGCCCACCUCUUCAUGGGCACCGAGCUCACCAGGGGAGGCGUGUGCGUCUGCCCUCUCCUCCAGGAGUGGGCCAGCCUUCAGCUGGCCAAGGAGCAGGCGCUGCUGAGGGAGCGCCGCAAGGCGCGAGAGGAGAGGGAGCUUGCAAAGAAGGGCAACAAGAAGAAGAACAACAGGGAGGAAGAGGGGUGA
Prorocentrum cordatum is the source of this 1197-nucleotide messenger RNA. Lineage: Eukaryota; Dinophyceae; Prorocentrales; Prorocentraceae. The record is from the annotation of a GenBank genome assembly.